AUGGAACACAGUUUCCUUAGAAAUAUUAUCGAUAUUGGAAGUUUAGAUCUUAUGCUGAGUGAAAAAGAAAUGAAGGACAUGCUAGCUUCUCAUUGCAAACGUGCAGGAGUGAAGGAGAAAAGUGCCAAUUUUGAUGUUGAUGCAGUUUGUAUUCAGAAGUCUCUUGAGCAAUUGACAGGAACAUUUGUUGUGAAGAAUAACGAUGCUUAUUCUUUAUCACAUGACCGUUUGUUUGAAACCAUUGCUUACCUACAUGCUUUGGAAUUCCCUGAACAGGUGGUGGAUUCACUGCCAAGUAGUUACAUUGCAAACAAUGUUCAUGUUACGAGUGCUGCUUUUGCUGGACAUGAAUCAGUGAUAGAAUUCCUUGUUGAAGAGGGAGCCGACGUAAACCUGCAGGAUCACACAGCUGAAGAGGACACCCCUCUCACCACAGCCUGCAGACUGGGGUAUACCACAGUGGUACAAACACUCUUACGCUUCAAGGCAGACAUCAACCAGCUGACUCUGUGGGCAGAAAUCAUAUUGCAUGAAGCAAAAGAAAGAGGUUCUGGUGAUAUUGUGAAAUUGUUGGUUGAGAAGAAGGACGAUACAACUUUGGUAGACAAGGAUGGAAUAUUGGCCGUUACACUUGCAAAUAAAUCAAAUACAAACGUCAUAAUACCACGGAUCAUCUCACAGUGUAAAAAUACAACCUCAUUUUGCAAAACGCUUAUUCAAGAACUAAUACAAAUGAUAAGUGAUAAAUUCUACAGAACCGAAACUACACCAACCAGUAUAACAGACAAACCCUUUUCGUGUCUUUUGGAUGUACUCACCAUGUCGGAAUUAAAUAAUUCUUUACCCCAGGACUGGCAUUCUCUCUGUUUGCGCCAUUAUAUUUCAACAGGACAUCAAUCUACAUUGAAGUGUUUAUUAAGUCAUGGAUACCACAUCAGUCGCAUCAAUCCUUCCUUUCAAAAAAUAUUGUUUACUGCAUCACAGGAAGGACAUACUGAGAUAGUCAAACAUUUAGUAGAACACGGUGCUGAUGUCAAUAUUUGUAAUAACAAGAAUGUUAUACCGCUCUGUAUAGCAUCACAGGAAGGACAUACUGAGAUAGUCAAACAUUUAGUAGAACACGGUGCUGAUGUCAAUAUUUGUAAUAACAAGAAUGUUACACCGCUCUGUAUAGCAUCACAGGAAGGACACACUGAGAUAGUCAAACAUUUAGUAGAACACGGUGCUGAUGUCAAUAUUUGUAAUAACAAGAAUGUUACACCGCUCUGUAUAUCAUCACAGGAAGGACACACUGAGAUAGUCAAACAUUUAGUAGGACACGGUGCUGAUGUCAAUAUUUGUAAUGACGAGAAUGUUACACCGCUCUUAAUAGCAUCAGAGAAUGGACACGUUGAGAUAGUCAAACAUUUAGUAGAACACGGUGCUGAUGUCAAUAUUUGUAAUAACAAGAAUGUUAUACCGCUCUGUAUAGCAUCACAGGAAGGACACACUGAGAUAGUCAAACAUUUAGUAGGACACGGUGCUGAUGUCAAUAUUUGUAAUGACGAGAAUGUUACACCGCUCUGUAUAGCAUCACAGAAUGGACACACUGAGAUAGUCAAACAUUUAGUAGAACACGGUGCUGAUGUCAAUAUUUGUGAUGACGGGAAUGUUACACCGCUCAAUUUUGCAUCAGAGAAUGGACACACUGAGAUAGUCAAACAUUUAGUAGAACACGGUGCUGAUGUCAAAAUAUGUAAUGUCAGAAGUGCUACACCGUUUGUUAUGGCAUCACAGAAAGGACACACUGAGAUAGUCAAACAUUUAGUAGAACACGGUGCUGAUGUCAAUAUUUGUAAUGCGAGAUAUAUUACACCACUCUUUUUGGCAUCGCAAAAUGGACACACUGAGAUAGUCAAACAUUUAGUACAAUACGGUGCUGACGUCAAUGUUUGUGAUUACGAGAAUGUUACACCGCUCUGUAUAGCAUCACAGAAUGGACACACUGAGAUAGUCAAACAUUUAGUACAAUACGGUGCUGACGUCAAUGUUUGUGGUUACGAGAAUGUUACACCGCUCUGUAUAGCAUCACAGAAUGGACACACUGAGAUAGUCAAACAUUUAGUACAAUACGGUGCUGACGUCAAUGUUUGUGAUUACGAGAAUGUUACACCGCUCUGUAUAGCAUCACAGAAUGGACACACUGAGAUAGUCAAACAUUUAGUACAAUACGGUGCUGACGUCAAUGUUUGUGAUUACGAGAAUGUUACACCGCUCUGUAUAGCAUCACAGAAUGGACACACUGAGAUAGUCAAACAUUUAGUAGAACACAGUGCUGACGUCAAUAAUGCUACACCGCUCAAUAUGGCAUCACAAAAUGGACACACUGAGAUAGUCAAACAUUUAGUAGAACACGGUGCUGAUGUCAAUAUUUGUAAUGACGAGAAUGUUACACCGCUCUUUAUAGCAUCAGAGAAUGGACACGUUGAGAUAGUCAAACAUUUAGUAGAACAUGGUGCUGAUGUCAAUAUUUGUAAUGACGAGAAUGCUACACCGCUCAAUAUGGCAUCACAAAAUGGACACACUGAGAUAGUCAAACAUUUAGUAGAACACGGUGCUGAUGUCAAUAUUUGUAAUGACGAGAAUGUUACACCGCUCAAUAUAGCAUCACAGAAUGGACACACUGAGAUAGUCAAACAUUUAGUAGAACACGGUGCUGAUGUCAAUAUUUGUAAUGAUGGGAAUGCUACACCGCUCAAUAUGGCAUCACAAAAUGGACACACUGUAAUACUCAAACAUUUAGUAGAACAUGGUGCUGAUGUCAAUAUUUGUAAUGACGAGAAUGUUACACCGCUCAAUAUGGCAUCAUAUAAAGGACACACUGAGAUAGUCAAACAUUUAGUAGAACAUGGUGCUAGUGAUGACAUUGUUACACCGCACUGUAAUCCAUCCUGUAGUUAGCUUUUUAAACUAUGUCUUAGCUGAUUAAAAAUCGUAAAAGCACAAAUUCAAGUAAAUUGAUUUCUUUGAGGUUGUGUGAAUUUAAGUUGGAGUAAAUUUUGACCCCGUUUGUCUUAGAUGUGGUCAUAAUAUGGUUUCAAAUAUGCGCCAUCACAAUCUGCAUUAACACAUUACUACACAGUACAUACGGGUUCUUUACAGAUCAAUAUUGUUUCAUUCAUUUAAAAAUUAAGGUUAAAAAACUAAUUAAAAAACCUUUUGGAGUGUAUUCACAUGUUCCCCAUUUCCCUUUGGGUUCGUACUUGAGGUGAAAUGAUACAUAAAGUUUAAAAAUUGCACUACAGGAUCACAAUAGCUAGAAUUU
Ostrea edulis (European flat oyster) is the source of this 3304-nucleotide messenger RNA. Its product is annotated as ankyrin-1-like. Gene Ontology annotation, biological process: innate immune response. NCBI's taxonomy places the organism in Eukaryota, Metazoa, Mollusca, Bivalvia, Ostreida, Ostreidae. The record is from RefSeq and is a predicted model, not a curated record. The transcript has 5 exons. Gene Ontology annotation, cellular component: cytoplasm. The coding region runs from base 1 to 2940 and encodes 979 amino acids. Gene Ontology annotation, molecular function: protein binding.